AAAAUAAUAAAUAUUAUUUAUUGCAGAUACUGUGGUGUUUGGCCACUACAACCAUCAGCACAUAUUUUGUUGAAAAUAUUACAUUUUAUUUUCAGAACUUUUAAUUACGUAGUUAUGGCGAUUCACUUAGCUUCGGUACUUGCUCCAGCUAUAUAUCACAAGGGCGAUUUAGUAGUGCUCGGUGAUGUUGGAGGGUGGUUAAUUGGUGGAUCUAUGUCAUUUUUAAAAUUUGUAAAAUUUACAGCAUCAUACAAUAGCAUAAUUGAUCACAUCGAAAAAGUAUUAAUUCCAAUAGAUAUAUUACAACAA
Cotesia congregata is the source of this 309-nucleotide messenger RNA. The record is from the annotation of a GenBank genome assembly. Lineage: Eukaryota; Metazoa; Arthropoda; Insecta; Hymenoptera; Braconidae.